This is a messenger RNA of Varanus komodoensis (Komodo dragon), 1233 nucleotides long. It is a transcript of the gene MRPS34, whose product is annotated as mitochondrial ribosomal protein S34. Bases 284 to 931 code for a protein of 215 amino acids. Gene Ontology annotation, molecular function: structural constituent of ribosome. The record is from RefSeq and is a predicted model, not a curated record. Lineage: Eukaryota; Metazoa; Chordata; Lepidosauria; Squamata; Varanidae. Gene Ontology annotation, biological process: mitochondrial translation. Gene Ontology annotation, cellular component: mitochondrion; mitochondrial small ribosomal subunit. The transcript has 5 exons.
AGCGGAAGUGUCCGGCGGACGAUUGAGCGCGACGGAGCGCCCUUGGCAAGGCUGCGGGAGCGGGCGAGGGGAGGGUUCGGUGUGCGUGGCUGAGGGGCGAGAAGGGGCGAAAAGGUCUUAUUUCUCUAGCGGGCCCUUGAAGAAGGAGGAAGAGGAGGAGAAGGAAGGGUGAUACAAAAGGGGUCGAGGCAGAAAAGGGAGAAAAAUCUGAAAGGAUAAAACCAAAGAAGGAAAAGUUGGGGACAGCCCCUUCCCUUCAAGGAACUCCACGAAGUAGGCAGCCAUGGUUCGCAAGAAAGUUCACCGCCCGAUUGCGGCCAUGGCCAAGAAGGUCCGUGAGUACUGGGCCCUGAAAAAUCGACCUCGGGAUUCUCAGCGCUUUGCUCUGGACUAUGAGACAAUGACCCGGACCUUCACAGGCAAGCGUCUGCCUGUGUUGGCCUGGGAGGAUGUGAAGAAUGAGAACCGGCUCUUCACUCUGCUCUGCCGUCUGAAACUCUUUGGCCUUGGCCGCAUGGUCACACGCAAGUCCUGGAUAUGGCAGUAUGAUGAACCUUGUUACUGGGUCAUCACUAAAGUGAAGGUGGAUUACACUGCUGAGGAUAUGGAUCAUGGAAAAGCCUGGGGAUACUUGACCUUCAGAGGCAAGAAGGAGGAAGAAGUGCGAGAAAUCGACAGGGUCAUGUACCACGAUUGGCGCGUUGUACCAAGGCACGAGGAGGAGAAUUUUGUGAAAUUUACCCCUGUGGAAGUGGAAACAGUUCGGUACGUCCUCUACCCACCAUUGCUGCGGGCCAUGAUCCUUGCGCAGAGGCAGAAGGAGGGCAAGCUGAGCACAGAGGAGCCCAUGAUUGAUCUGCAACGAACUUCUCACAUUGUGAAAAAGAACCUCCAAAAAGUGGAGAAGCAAGCUGAAGGGACCCCAGUAUGAGGACCUUUGGGACCCUGGUUGUUUUUUCCAUUCUGUGUUUUUUUUUUUCAUUUUUUUCAUUUCAGGAAAAAUACACUUUUAAUGGGAUACAUUUCAGAGUGCCAAAACUUUCUUCAAGGUGUUAAGCCCAGUAAAUGAUUUUACUGUACUUAAGAUGGCAUCAAGGGUUAAGUUUGUUUCCAGCAUCUUUAAAGUCACUGGAUUUGUAGCAUGUAACAAAUGGAAAAAUUCUGUUCCUGUUUGCUUUUAAAAUAUGGCAGAGCAACAUCAAGCAGUUAAUAAAAUUACUUCCAGUUCUUUUA